Molecule: messenger RNA, 2738 nt
Organism: Ochotona princeps (American pika)
Lineage: Eukaryota; Metazoa; Chordata; Mammalia; Lagomorpha; Ochotonidae
Gene: NPR3
Product: natriuretic peptide receptor 3
Exons: 8
Coding region: 477-2084 (535 amino acids)
Biological process (GO): regulation of blood pressure; vasodilation
Cellular component (GO): membrane
Molecular function (GO): natriuretic peptide receptor activity; peptide hormone binding
Source: RefSeq, a predicted model, not a curated record
GGGCUGCGCAUCCAGGAACCGGCGCGAAUCAAUGAGAUCAAACGCGAGGGAGAUACACCGUCUAUUACAAACACUCGGACAAGUCUAACUUUUUUUUUCCUCUUUGACAAAUGCGCUUCCAAAGGCAACCUUAGCAACGCCCAAAUAAGGAGCCACCUCUAAGCAAAAUAGUAUAUAUAUCCAGGAAGGGCGAAAAUACAUGUUUAUAAUAAGUGUAUGUGUAUAUUACAGACGCACAGGUUUUGACACUCGGUGAACUUUUAAAAAUUUUUUUUCUUAAAACAACAACAACCAACCGUGACACUGCAGAGGACUCUUCCUCUGUCUCUUGGCGCGUUCGUGAAGGGGUCUUCGGUUUCCUUGGAGCGCCCAGGGAGGCGCAGGGACCUCGGAGAGAAGAGUGGGGAGGACAGAGGGAGGUGGGUGGGGGGCCGAGGACCAGUCGGCGCGGAGGCCCAGCACUUUCUGGUCGCACGAUGCCGUCGCUGCUGGCGUUCACUUUCUCAGUGUGCGCCCUGCUCGGCUGGGCGUCGCUGGCCGGAGGCGCGGGUGGCGGCGGCGGCCCGGGCCCGGGCGGCGGGCGCCGGGAGCGAGAGGCGCUGGCGCCGCAGAAGAUCGAGGUGCUGGUGCUUUUGCCCCGGGACGACUCGUACUUGUUCUCGCUGGCUCGGGUGCGGCCGGCCAUCGAGUAUGCGCUGCGCAACGUGGAGGGCAACAGCACCGGUAGGCGUCUUCUGCCGCCCGGCACUCGCUUCCAGGUGGCCUACGAAGACUCAGACUGCGGCAACCGUGCGCUCUUCACCCUGGUGGACCGCGUGGCGGCGGCGCGCGGCGCCAAGCCCGACCUCAUCCUGGGGCCAGUGUGCGAGUACGCGGCGGCGCCGGUGGCCCGGCUUGCGUCGCACUGGGACCUGCCCAUGCUGUCGGCCGGAGCCCUGGCCGCCGGCUUCCAACACAAGGACUCAGAGUACUCGCACCUCACGCGCGUGGCACCAGCCUACGCCAAGAUGGGCGAAAUGAUGCUAGCUCUAUUCCGCCAUCACCACUGGAACCGCGCUGCGCUGGUUUACAGCGAUGACAAGUUGGAGCGGAACUGCUACUUCACUCUCGAGGGCGUCCACGAGGUCUUCCAGGAGGAGGGCUUGCACACGUCCUCCUACAACUUCGACGAGACCAGAGAUCUGGAUGUGGACGACAUUGUGCGCUACAUUCAGGCCAGCGAGCGAGUGGUAAUCAUGUGUGCGAGUGGCGACACGAUCCGGAGCAUCAUGCUGGCAGCUCACAGGCAUGGCAUGACGGGUGGAGACUACGCCUUCUUCAACAUCGAGCUCUUCAACAGCUCUUCCUACGGCGAUGGCUCGUGGAGGAGAGGAGACGACUUUGACUUGGAUGCGAAGCAGGCAUACUCAUCCCUCCAGACCAUCACUCUCCUGAGGACAGUGAAACCUGAGUUUGAGAAGUUCUCCAUGGAGGUGAAAAGUUCUGUUGAGAAGCAAGGACUCCACGAGGAGGAUUACGUUAACAUGUUUGUUGAAGGAUUCCACGAUGCCAUCCUGCUCUACGUCCUGGCUUUACACGAAGUACUCAGAGCUGGUUACAGCAAGAAGGAUGGAGGGAAAAUCAUCCAGCAGACUUGGAACAGAACAUUUGAAGGGAUUGCCGGGCAGGUGUCCAUAGAUGCCAAUGGAGACCGAUAUGGGGACUUCUCUGUGAUUGCUAUGACUGACAUGGAAGCAGGCACCCAGGAGGUUAUUGGGGAUUACUUUGGAAAAGAAGGUCGUUUUGAAAUGCGGCCAAAUGUCAAAUAUCCCUGGGGACCUUUGAAAUUGAGAAUAGAUGAAACCAGACUUGUGGAGCACACGAACAGCUCUCCUUGCAAAUCAUCAGGUGGUCUAGAGGAGUCUGCCGUGACAGGCAUUGUUGUUGGGGCCCUGCUAGGAGCGGGCUUGCUAAUGGCCUUCUACUUUUUCAGGAAGAAAUACAGAAUAACCAUUGAGAGGCGAAACCAGCAAGAAGAAAGUAAUGUUGGAAAACAUCGGGAGUUAAGGGAAGAUUCCAUCAGAUCCCAUUUUUCAGUGGCUUAAAAGAAGCUAUAUAAGAAGCCUAAAUAAAUAUUUUUUUUUCAUUCUGCCUGAGAUUCCUUAAGAUAGAUGGAAUGAAAGACAUCAGUGGAGCCGAAGGAUUGUUCUUUUAAGCAGCAUUUCGCUUUCAACAUUUUGAAGAAGCUCAGGAACUGUUUUUCAUCACCAUCUGCCUCUCGGCUUUUCAUCUCAUGACAGAUAUAAGGAUAUGAUGUCACUCUGUCAAGUGUUUAUGCUGCUUCAAGGGCAUAGAAUUGGAUUUCUGUUGUACAAAUCUGAUGUCUGCGUAUCUUGAUGGCUCUUGGGGGCGUUUCAUACAAGGACAUAAAAUGUGAUUUUCCUAAAUGAUCAUGUUCUAUAGCUAGAAUAAAGGUCAUUUUUAUAAGUAGAAUAUCUUUGGACAGGAUUUAACACCCAAGAAGAAGGGAAUGGAAUGGGAAGGUCUCAAAUAGACCACGGCUGUCUCGAGCUGAUGGAGGAGGGCUGGUUGAGGGCUGCUGUGUCCUAUGUCUACAUUCAGGUUCUGACUUCGAAUCUUGAAAAGGAGUUUUUUCCUCGUCUCAGUGUCUCGGAAAAGCUACUCUGGACAGUUGUAAAUAUUAGUGAUGUAGGAGGAUUUAUAUAAGAAAAACAAAUCUGAAUUCUGUUUGUGUUUGU